Messenger RNA from Acanthosepion pharaonis, 762 nucleotides. Lineage: Eukaryota; Metazoa; Mollusca; Cephalopoda; Sepiida; Sepiidae. The record is from the annotation of a GenBank genome assembly.
AUGGAUCUCCACCUUAUUCCCAUCGCUCUUUUUCAUUCUUUCUUUCUUUCUUUCUUUCUUUCUUUCUUUCUUUCUUUCUUUCCUCUCUCUCUCUCUCUCUCUCUCUCACUCUCUAUCUCUCGAACGAAUCUAUGCUUAUAUUUCUCCUUCACCUUCCAUUUACUUUCUGUCUCUCCUUUAUUCUGUUUAGUCUCGAUCAAAUUUUAUCUUUCCUCUUUCUUCUUCGCUCUCUGUAUUUUCAAUACCUCUUCUUCCUUUCCUUUCUCUCUCUCUUUACCUAGAUUUCUCGAUCGUUCCUUUCUUUCUUUCUUUCCUUCUUAUUUCUUUCUUUUUCUUUGUAAUGUAUAUAGACUCUAUCGAUUUUCUCCCUUUAUUUUUACUCUCUUAAUAUUCCCUACCUCUCUAAUUCACUAUCUUCCUUCCCUCUUUGUUUCUGAUUCUCUCUCUCUCUCUUUCUCCUUUAUUUUGUUUCUCUCUUGUUCUCUCUUUAACUCUCGUUUUCUUGUCUUUGUCUCUGUUUCUCUCUCACUCACUCUCUUUCUUUCACUCUUUUCCUCUUUGUCACUCCUUAACUUUAUUUCGUUGUCUGUCUCUUUCUUCCUCUCAAAUAUUCUCCCUCUUCUUUAUUUUUUUCAUUUCUUUGAAAAUGACAUCUGCAGCCAUGGCUGCCUUUUCGACAGAUCCGCUAUUUGCAGUCGAUUUGGCGCCAUUCGACAGACGUACAAAAGCAACUGGCUAUGCGAUAAACAGGUUUACCAGUAA